UUCAACUUCUUCUUCCCCUUUAUCUCUCUCCUUCUCAGAUCUCAAAGAACCAACCCCAUUUCCAGUAUCCCUUUUUUUCUCCACUUUUUUCAUCUCACAUUUGGUUAAAGAUUCAAUCUUUGAACCAAAAAAAGCAUAAAAAAAACAAGCAUUCUUGAUUUUCAGAUGACUCAUGUGAGAUGAAGGAGAAAACACAAACACCCAUUUGUUCUCUGUUUUUUCUUGUGCUCUGUUUGUUGUGUUCAGUCUUUGCUGAACACACAAAUGCUGAGUUUACUGUUUCUGAAAAUGGCCCUUUAACUGAUUCUGAAGCUCAGUUCAUCAAACACAGGCAGCUUUUGUAUUACAGAGAUGAGUUUGGUGAUAGAGGUGAAAAUGUGAAAAUUGAUCCAUCUAUGGUGUUUGAGAAUGAUAGAAUCAAGAAUGCUUAUAUUGCUUUACAAGCAUGGAAACAAGCUAUCAUUUCAGAUCCCUUUAAUAUCACUCUGAAUUGGGUUGGUCCUAAUGUAUGCAGCUACACUGGAAUCUUCUGUGCUCCGGCGUUGGAUAACCCCAAAAUCCGUACAGUUGCCGGCAUUGACCUUAACCAUGGUGACAUUGCAGGGUACCUCCCGGAAGAACUUGGGCUUCUUACAGAUCUUGGGAUUUUCCAUAUCAAUUCAAACCGUUUCUGUGGUACAAUACCGAGAAAGUUCAGCAAGUUGAAGAUACUGUUCGAGCUGGAUCUGAGUAAUAACAGGUUUGCUGGGAAGUUUCCUUAUGUUGUUUUGAGUUUACCCAAGUUGAUAUUUUUGGAUAUUAGGUUCAAUGAAUUUGAAGGUAAUGUACCUUCACAGCUUUUUGAUAAGCCAUUAGACGCCAUUUUUAUUAAUCAUAAUCGGUUUGCGUUUGAGUUACCGGAUAAUUUUGGGAAUUCGCCGGUUUCUGUGAUAGUUCUGGCGAGUAACAGUUUCCAUGGGUGUCUUCCGGCGAGUAUUGGGAAUAUGAGUAAUCUUAAUGAGGCGAUUUUAAUGAACAAUGGGUUGCGUUCUUGUUUGCCGGCGGAGAUUGGGUUGUUGAAAAAUCUGACUGUAUUUGAUGUGAGCUUUAAUCAGUUGAUGGGUCCGUUGCCGGAGAAUUUUGGUGAUUUGGUGAAUUUGGAGCAAUUGAAUGUGGCACAUAAUAUGCUUUCUGGAACAAUUCCGAAAAGUAUUUGUCAGCUUCCUAAGCUUGAGAAUUUUACGUAUUCUUAUAAUUUCUUCACUGGUGAACCGCCGGUGUGUUUGGGGUUGCCGGAGUUUCAUGAUGAACGGAAUUGUUUGCCCAACAGACCGGUGCAACGCUCUCAGGGACAGUGUAAGGCCUUUUUGUCUAAAAAAAUUCAUUGCAGUGCUUUCAGGUGUCAUAAAUUUGUUCCUGUUUUGCCACCUCCUCCGCCACUUUCACCCCCCUUGCCUGCCCCUCCACCACCUGUUUAUUCGCCUCCGCCACCAGUUUAUACUCCUCCUCCACCUCCAGUUUAUUCACCACCGCCACCACCACCCUCUCCACCUCCUCCAUCACCUCCUCCGCCUCCACCACCAGUCUAUUCACCUCCACCCCCACCUCCAUCUCCUCCUCCACCAUCACCUCCACCUCCACCCCCGCCAUCUCCACCUCCACCAUCACCCCCACCACCAAUUUAUUCACCACCACCACCGCCACCAUCUCCCCCUCCACCAUCACCUCCACCUCCUCCCCCACCCGUUUAUUCGCCACCACCAUCUCCACCUCCUCCAUCACCAUUGCCUUAUUGUGUACGCUCACCUCCACCUCCACCUCCACCACCAAAUUCCCCACCUCCUAAUUCUCCACCUCCACCGCUUGCUCACUCGCCUCCACCCCCUUCACCUUACUAUUACAAUUCACCACCACCUCCGCCCCCAAAUUCGCCGCCUCCACCACCAAAUUCGCCUCCUCCUCCACCAGUAUACAUAUACUCAUCACCUCCGCCACCAAAUUCACCUCCUCCUCCACCACCAACAUACGUAUAUUCUUCACCUCCUCCACCUCCUUCCCCAUUGCCUUGUAUAGAACCCCCUCCACCACCUCCUCCUUGCAUUGAACCACCCCCACCCCCCUCCCCUUCACCAUCUCCUCCUCCACCACCAGUUUAUCAUUACAAUUCUCCGCCCCCACCAUCUUCAUCUCCUCCACCACCAGUUUAUUAUUACAAUUCUCCGCCCCCACCAUCUCCAUCUCCUCCACCACCAGUUUAUCAUUACAAUUCUCCGCCCCCACCAUCUCCAUCUCCUCCACCACCAGUUUAUCAUUACAAUUCUCCGCCCCCACCAUCUCCAUCUCCUCCACCACCAGUUUAUUAUUACAAUUCUCCACCCCCACCAUCACCACCACCUACUCCAGUAUAUGAAGGGCCAUUGCCACCAAUAAUAGGAGUUCAAUAUGCUUCACCACCUCCACCACCCUUUUAUUAAUUCUUUCAGAAAUUUCCACUAACUUAUCCUCAAAGCACAAAAUUAUCCCUACAAUUAUUAUUUCCUCGAACUCUUCAAGCCAUCAACAAAAUCGAGCUAAUACGUGAUCACAAAGUUAAAAUGGCGUGACAGAAAGAAAGAAAAAAGAGGAGGUAAAGAGGAGAGAAAGAUUCAAUCUCCGAAGAUUUUAUUUUUUAAUUGUUAUCAAAUAGAUUGAAGUUGUGGAGAGAAUAAAUUGGCAAAGAAAAGAUAGAAACUUUGCAGGAAAUUGUAUGUAUAGAGAUCAUAAUCUGGGCUUAAAUCCAGUUUACAGUGCUUGCUGCAUCUGGUUUUUCUAUUUUGUGAGUUUUUAUUGUUAGAUUUUAGCUUCAUCAUACUUUGUUUUCUUUGUAUUUUUAUUUUUUUGGGUUUUUUUUUUUUCAAACUAUAGUAUAAUGAUGAGCAUUUUAUGUUUUACUUGUAUUGAUUCUCAGAAUUCAGAUUAUUCCUUUGUGUUUCUUCUCUUAUAGUAGUAGUGUAUGUAUAUCUUCUUGAUCUUGCAAAGUUCCAAAUCUAGUUUUGUUUUCAUAGUGUUGAAUAUGUACAAAUUGCAUUUAUUUCAAGUAAAGUUUUUGGGUAGUUGGUCUAUUAUCAAUGCUAAAGGUGGA
Messenger RNA from Solanum verrucosum, 3100 nucleotides. RefSeq names its product leucine-rich repeat extensin-like protein 4. Bases 180 to 2453 code for a protein of 757 amino acids. NCBI's taxonomy places the organism in Eukaryota, Viridiplantae, Streptophyta, Magnoliopsida, Solanales, Solanaceae. Gene Ontology annotation, molecular function: protein binding. The record is from RefSeq and is a predicted model, not a curated record. The transcript has a single exon.